Molecule: messenger RNA, 2081 nt
Organism: Pecten maximus
Lineage: Eukaryota; Metazoa; Mollusca; Bivalvia; Pectinida; Pectinidae
Exons: 7
Coding region: 923-1807 (294 amino acids)
Cellular component (GO): cytosol
Molecular function (GO): protein kinase A regulatory subunit binding
Source: RefSeq, a predicted model, not a curated record
AAUGUAUCAUACGUAAAUGUGAUAGUGAGGCGUAAAUUUCUUACAACACCACUUAAACUCUACGACGUGUUUUGUCAUCGCUCUUUCCAUAUUAUAUGAUAUAAGCUGAACCAUAAAAGAAGUAUUCUUGCAUUCACGACGGGAUGCCAGACAGUACAUACAGUAAAAGCUGUAUGGGGACGAUAUGGAUUGGAUAAUGAUGGUGCAACAACUCUUAAUUCAUUUUGCAAUAAUAUGAAAUAACAUUCCGCAUAUUAGAUAAAUCACCCAUGUUUACUCGAAUGGUAGCGCAGUACACAAUCAUCAAGAGAAUAUGGAAACAAACUGCCUGCUACUGUAUACAGAAACAAAGAUAUAGGAGCAUACAGAUUGGUCAAUCAAUCAGUGAAAGCAAGUAUUCAGGCCAUAUCCUUGAUAUUUUUUCACAAAAGAAAAUGGAGUUGCCUGAUGAAGAUUUAAAAGCAAAUUCUGGAUCAGAAGAAUGCUUACCUGAUAAAAGUGUAAACGAAGGUGAAGCAAACAUUGAAAGGCCCCUGGAAAAUAGGCUUGAAGAUGGUUUUGGCAUUCUUUUCGAGGAAAAUCAAAUUUCCAAAGAAAGUUCCAAAGAAGCAUGUGCCAGUAAAAAGAAGUCAAAAAAGGCAAAGAUCCGUGUAGAAAAGGGGAAUAAUGAUGAUUCUGAAGAUGGACCAAGUAAAUCUAAAAAGAAAAAGAAACAUGCAAAGAGGAUUGCUGAGACACCUGAUCACUUCAUCGCUCUUCAGAUCAGUAAUCCUACGAUCCAUGAAAGCUUUGCUGACGUCCAGGAAAAAAUUGUUUCCCAGAAUCCUCCACUCAUAGAUGCCAUGGUGUCUAUCCGGAAACUACACGUUACAGUCAUGCCCCUUUGUUUGCUCACACAGGACCGAAUAGACCAAGUAGAGCCAUGUCUGCAUUGGAUCUGUGUGCAAGCAGACUAUUUACAGAUUACAAGGACAGACUGGUGGUGUUGGGAGUGACCGGGAUCGGAAAUUUUAGGAAUAAUGUCUUGUUUGCCAAAGUUACUCCAUCUGAUCCGAGUCAACAUAAUGUUCUACAGCAUAUAUCUGAUGUGGCAAAUGACGCUUUCGCUGAACAUGGAAUUAAAAACACUGACAAGAAGUCAGAUUUCAAACCACAUGUUACAAUAGCCAAACUGUCCAAAAACUUCCGUAAACUCAGACAAAAAGGCAUUAAGAAGAUCGACCCGUCCCUGUAUGAGGGUGAUGUGGACAGACACUUUGGCCAUCAAGUGAUUACCACUGUACAGCUCUGCUCGAUGUUCAAAGCAGACAAGGCGACUGGUUACUACAAAAUACUACAUGAAGCAAGUUUUGGUCCUCAGGAAAUUUCAAACUUGACAAUAGAAGAUCAGUGUAGCGUAACAUCAGCAGCUGAUAUCCUUGUGCAGUGGACUGUAAAAUCAGCAAAAGACAAAUGUUUGGCUACAAGUCGCUCUAUUGGGGAUGAAACUAACAAGAGUAUUGAAUCAGAGGAAAACAAAUGUCUUCAGAUGGAACAUUUAACUGGACCCUGUGUUGAUGAACAGGGAACAGUACACAAGGAGAAGUUAGAUUUGGAUCAGUUUAUCCAAGAUAACACUGCAGAGACUGGUAUUGAUAAAGAUUCUGAUGUUGAUAAAAUAGACUCUAAAGAGGAAGUGGUGAUUAUCUCGGCCGCAAACUCCGAGGUAGAAACUGAGCUGGACUGUAGUUCUGAUGUGAAAGUUCGUUUGGAUGUGGAUACUAUGGAAAGUUUCCAAGAUAAUAAUGAGGGCAGUGAUUCACUGUAAUAUUGGUUUGUUUCAACCUUAGUGCCUUUUGAUAUAAAGUAUUUUUCUACUUAAAAUAAUCUUUACCUCGAAAAUUGAGGAUUGAGCGGAUUUAAGACAAAUUAUCUAAGGAUUAGGUUAUGUUUCCAGGCACUAUGUCAAAUUGAUUGUGUUAAAUGAAUGAAUAUGGUUUAUGGUGCUAAAAUAGUAUAUAUUUUUUUUAUAUUUUCUGUAUUGUAUUUAUUGUUGGAAUGAAAAUGUUGAAGAAUGAAAUAAAAAGAAUUCGAGAUGAGGA